CUCGCCGGCGACAGAGGGGGGCGGGGGCGCCGAGAGGCGGCGAGCGCAGCCGAGGCGUUUGUGAAACAGGAAGCGAGGAACGCAGCCGCGGAGGUUUACAGUACGGGAGGACUGGAGACGCUUGAGGUAGACGGAGAGAGAGAGAGAGGGAGGGAGGCGCCGCCGCUGCUUGCUUGCGGCCGACACGCGUGUCAUGGACUGCCGAGAGCAAGCGCCGUUACAGCAGGCGGAGUACCCGGAGACAUGUUGCGCCUAGGCGGCGGGGAGUUGUGACCUCGCUUCGCGGAGCGACAGCAGGACCCGAGCGAGCAGCGGAGGAGAGCGGCUGGGAAGGGGGGGCGGUGCUGGUGGUGUUGGGGCUGGGGGGGGAGAGAGAGAGAGACGGGGGUCUCCUACUCCGAGCCUCGCCGAUUCCAAAGACCCUCACCUGCCAGCGCUCGGCGUCACGGCGACCGGGCAGGAGGACAUGGGAGGCCAGCAUGCGCCGUGGCUGCUUGUAGGACUGUGAAGCCGUCCAAAACAAAAACCCAAACACACACACAUCAGUCAAGUCCGGUGGUGAAAUAUGGGGGUGGCUCGGGUCUUUGUCGGAGCCCUGUCAUUACAUAAUUAGAGCCCCGGAUCGGGCUGGACGAUCGCCCGUUGGCACCCGCCACCCUCUCGCCCCCAGACCGACUUGUGGACGUCGCUCUCCCGGCCGGGUGUUCUCCUCUCCCUCCAGCAUGAGCGUCAGGACCCCCGCCGCCUGAGACAUGGACUCGAACCCCCUGCUAUGUGCCAUGGACCCGUCGAUCACGCUGUGGCAGUUCCUGCUGCACCUCCUGGAGGACCAGAGCCACCGGCACCUGAUCUCCUGGACCUCCAGCGACGGCGAGUUCAAGCUGCUGGACGCCGAGGAGGUGGCGCGGCUCUGGGGGCUCCGCAAGAACAAGACCAACAUGAACUACGACAAGCUGAGCCGCGCCCUGCGCUACUACUACGACAAGAACAUCAUCAAGAAAGUGAGCGGUCAGAAGUUCGUCUACAAGUUCGUGACCUACCCCGACCCCGCCGCCACGGAGACCGUGAGGGAGGAGUCGAGGCGGAGGGAGAGCCUGGCGGACGCGCUGCACCUGCCCAAGGGCCCCGGCGGCGAGGGCGCCCCCUCCCUGCCCAAGGGGCUGCAGCUGCAGCGCCUCGCCGCCGGCCCCGGCGCGGCCCAGCGCAGCUCCCGCAACGACUACAUGAAGUCCGGCCUCUACUCCACCUUCACCAUCCAGUCCCUGCAGGCGCCCAGCAAGGCGGCCCGCCCCCCCAAAGCCGAGGCGCCCCCGCCCGCCGAGCCUUCCCAGAAAGCCCUGGCCGCCGACCGGCCGCUGCCAGAGGUGCGUGUGCAGGUGGCGGAACGGCCUGGCUGUGUGGAGGGUGCAGGCCUGGAGGAGCCCCUCACCCUGCAGGUGAUCGUCACCCAGCCCUCCCCCUCCGCCACCCCCGCCCUCAGCCCCCAGAUGGCCCCCGGGCCGGCUGAGGUCGGCACGGUGAGUGUGGCCGCCGCCGCGGACAAGAUGGGCUUUCAGCUGAACGCCCUUCACUGGGUCCCCGCCGAACCCGUGCCUGUCCCGGGAGAUCUCGACCUCGCCGCCCCGGCCGUCGACGCGCCUCUCUCUCCUGGAGACUUCGCCAGCCAGGCCGGGGGCGAGGGCGCCUGCAGGGUGAAGACUGAGCUGGCAGAAGGCACCCCCUCCCCCGCUGACUCACCAGAGGCCCCGCCCCCGAAGGCGAAGAAGCCCAAGGGCCUGGAGCUGCCGUCCUCGCCCACGGUGCUGCCCGGGGGGCUGUCUGCGGACAAGGUCAGCGCCGCGGUCAACAGCCUGCUGGCGCCGGGCAGCGCCAGCAACUCCCUGACGCCCACCGUCAUCACCUCCCACGCGCUGACCCCCGUGCUGCUGACGCCAAGCCCCCUGCCAUCCACCAUCCACUUCUGGAGCACGCUGAGCCCCAUCGCGCCGCGCAGCCCCGCCAAGCUCUCCUUCCAGUUCCCGUCCAACGGCAGCAGCCAGAUCCACAUCCCUGCCUUGAGUGUGGACGGCCUGUCCACGCCGGUGGUGCUGUCCCCCGGCCCGCAGAAGCCCUGAGGCUGCCGCAGCGCCGGCGCCGGCUGAGUUCACCCCCCGCGCUCCGGCAGGGGCCGGGGGGCUGGUCAUCACUCCCCGCGGGGCCAGGGAGGCGGCGGGGACGGACGGGAGAGAGGCGUGUCCAGCGGGGUCUGGAGUGGGCGCUGGGCACAGGUUGCGUGGCGCCGUCUUCUCUGGGCUGUCAUGAGCCUCCCGCCACGGAACGCCCUGGCGACUCCCGAGCAGCGAGGCAGCGUGGGAAGGCUUUAGAUCUUCAUCCGUGCGGCCCUGCGGGAGGCGGGCAGGGGGCGUUUCCUUUUCCGUCGCUGUGGUUUCGAUCCUGUUGCCGGGGGCACCCGGGCCUUUUCUGGCACCCGGGCCUGUGCUGUCUUCGCGGAUGACCUUUGACCUUUCGCGCAGGUCAGACUUGAUCCCCAAUGGGAAAUCUUGUCGAGAAACCCUGUGCUUUUUUUUUCUUUUUUUUUUUUUAGCCUUUGAAGCUUUUGAGAUGAAUGAUAUACAGUGACGUAGAGAUGUGCUAUCUGUUUUCAGUACGGGUUUGAAGGCGCGGGUCUGUGUCGCUGGGCACUGACACGUUUCCGUAAGAAGACUGAGCCUUCGGCCGUUUUCAGUGCCACAGCUUUCUGAGGAAACGAGCUCUUAACCUGCAUCCUUUUUACUCCAGCGGGCAGGGAAAGGCACAGAUGCCAAAAGACCGGUGGAUGUUUUCUUGUUAAAGGAUAGAAUUUGCUUCAGAAACACGGGAAGAGAACAGGAUUCCGACUCUCAUUCCCAGUGUGGUGAGCUCCGGCCCUGAUCCACCCUUCGUCCCUCUGCUGGUAGAGACCUCCAGCCAUUAGUGUUCAGGGGCUCCAUUACUCAGCUGUUUUUGUUACAGUUUCCUGAUGUCAUAGUCGGAAUGCCAGGAAGGAAUGGACACUUCGGAAUGUGCACUCUGAUCUUUAAAAAAAAAUUUUUUUAGGAUAACUCCAGGAAACGGAGACUAUUGACCAAAGCCAGCUGUUCUGACGAUGUCCGGCGGACGUUUUUUUUGUUUUCGAACCGAGACCACGGAUCUUGCCCCGUCUCGUUCAGGAAAGGGCUACAUCAACUUUCAUUCUUCUGCGUUACCAAAUACUGAACCGCGACGGGCCGGUCCGGCUCGGGGAUGACUCUGGUCUUCAUUCUUUUCUUUGGGUUUGUGAGGUCCAAGACCGGGGAAGUGUAAAGAUCCAGCUCUGUCGCAGCUUUUAGGCAUUCGUCCUUUGAAUGUUACCUUGUGGAUUAGUAUUAUUUCUGCUGAAUUUGCAAAUAUUUGUGUCUUGCUAUUUCUUUAAACCAGAAGCAUGAGGCUGUAUACCCUGGAGCAGUCACGCUCACUCUCUCUGCUACUGUCAUUGGUUUAAGACGAUCACUCGUAUUUCCAUUAGGUGGCCAGUUUGGAUUUGAGCACAAACUGAAGAUGGCAGUCUUGCAGAGAAAUUCAGAGGGAAGUCUGCCUGCAUCGCAUGUUUUCUGGUCCCAAGUGCCGUGCUUUUGUCGGCUGCAUCUCGUUUCUGAAAUCUCCGUUUUGUUAAGGUCUGAAAUAUGAACUUUGAUGAGAAACCGCUACUUCUUGAGCUGGCAUGCCUGGUGGACAGUUUAGUGAGCCGAGAAGCAUGUAUGAUGUUACACUGAAAUUUGAAAUAUAUAAUUUAAGGGCAGGCGAGAGUAUUUGAAGAUUGUGCCACCAAGAUGCAAUGCAAAUCGCGAUUCACAAUGCAAAUAUUUUUAUAGAUAUAGAUAUAUCAUCACAGAUAUAGUAUCAUUGCUAGAGUAUCAUUCGCUGCCAUGUGGAGUUUAUGGGUUUGUCUGAUGUCUCAGAAUAAGCAAUGGCAGUAAUUCUAUUGCAGUAUCACCUGACACAAGUGGUUCCCCUAAAUGUAUCAUUUCCUCUCACCCUGUUCUGCUGUGCAUGAGAAAGGUUUAGAAGAAAUGAGAGCAGCUUUGUCCCAUGAUACCUACGUUGUCCCAUCAUUCCAUGAUCAUUUGCAUCAGGUCCCAUGUCUCUAAAAGCCAAGAGGAGCCUAUGCGGCCCAUUGGGUAGUCAGAAGCUAACUGUUCCCUGGCAGGAUCUAAACCAGCUGUUUCCUGAAGGAAUUCAGGGCAUCGGCUUGAACAGCGUGGCAGGGGUAGCUUGUUCCAAACUCCCACCACCCUUUGUGUAAGACGAGCCUCCUGUCCUGUGAUUGGAGGAUCCCAUCCAUCCCAUUCUGAGGCCAGAGCAUCAUGAAGGGGGGAGGGGGUGGUUCUCGGGAGAACUGCCUCCGUUCCCGAUGGGGAACAUUUGAGCUUUGUCCACCUCUCUAGCCAGAUUUUUUAUUUGCUACACAAUUGGUUAAACGUCUGCUGAAGUUGUUUUCCUUUAAUUGAUGUUCACCAUAAUGUCUGCUGCCUAAUUGUUAGGGGCUCUUGGAUUUGAUUCUGGACUGGGGCUCCUUCUGUGCGGAGUUUGCGUGUUCUCCCCACGUUCACCAGGUGCUCUGGUUUCUCCUGAUCUCCCAGCGGCAGCAGGUGAAUCACUGCUUCUGUUAGCGCAGAUCAGAAACCAGCCCUGCUGUGGCUUGCUCUUGAUGCAGGAAACGUAUUUGACUCUCAUAUGUGCAGCUUUGAAACAAUAUGGUUUUGACUGAGUGACUGAAGAUGCCUCGUUAAGCACAGUGAUGGCGACAGUGGUUCUGUAAAACUAUUUUCCCUGACAAUGAUUGUUCUCUCUUUUCAACUUGAACCCCAGUCCUCACACAGCGGGUUCAUAGCCAUGGAGCCCAGACUCUCGAACCCCAGUCUGUACUCAACCAUGACGUACUCAGGGUUUACUAUUUUUCUUAAUCGAGUCAGUCAGCGAAUGAAUCGCUCUGACACGCCCGGCUGUCAGCGCCGCCAUCUCGGUCUCGGCCCGUUCACUGUCCAUCACCACAGGAAGACAAGGUCAGAGGUCAGAUCUGAGGGCAAGGAUCUCAAACCACUGAGUCUCCUUCCACACCCCCCACCACACACACACACACCAACACCCCCCACCACACACAGAGACAUGUGUUCACACACAGACA
Molecule: messenger RNA, 5182 nt
Organism: Lepisosteus oculatus (spotted gar)
Lineage: Eukaryota; Metazoa; Chordata; Actinopteri; Semionotiformes; Lepisosteidae
Source: RefSeq, a predicted model, not a curated record